Messenger RNA from Carassius auratus (goldfish), 4976 nucleotides. Its product is annotated as anthrax toxin receptor 2-like. Gene Ontology annotation, cellular component: plasma membrane; cell surface. The transcript is spliced from 17 exons. Lineage: Eukaryota; Metazoa; Chordata; Actinopteri; Cypriniformes; Cyprinidae. Bases 354 to 1817 code for a protein of 487 amino acids. Gene Ontology annotation, molecular function: transmembrane signaling receptor activity. The record is from RefSeq and is a predicted model, not a curated record.
GCGCAUGCGCAUCAAAACGAGACGAACUACCCGAAUUCACAAAGAACUUUUCUAACAGUUGAUCUUCGCUCUCCAAGUCAUCUCUCGCAAAAACUAACACCGAGCGGUUUGUUUUAGGGGUGGCGUAAAACAGAUUAUUUAAGAAAUCAGAUGUAGUGACGUUGCAUGUUAACAGGAAGAUUAACUUUUCUGCAAAGUUAUAAAUUAGGCAAUGCUGCGCCAGACGGGGGGACACAGCGCAGUUGUUUUGAUCUUGACAUUGCUUUAAUGUCAUUUCAUAUAAGAAAACGUCAUUCAAAUCAGUUUUUGGCCCCCUUUUAUGGUUUUGUACCGCGGGUGCAAAACACGUCGUCAUGACAAAGGAAACUCUCUGGACCGUGGCAAUCACGGCGACGUUUUUCUUCGGUUUAUGCUUUUCAACCCUUAAAGCAGAAACCCCUUCUUGUCACGGAGCCUACGACCUUUACUUUGUUUUGGACCGAUCUGGGAGUGUUUCGACCGACUGGGAUCAGAUCUAUGACUUUGUCAAAAAUCUAACAGAGAGAUUUGUGAGUCCAAAUAUGCGUGUGUCCUUCAUAGUUUUUUCAUCGAAAGCAGAGAUUGUGUUACAGCUCACUGGAGACAGGGCAAAAAUAAAUGAAGGUCUGAAAUAUUUAAAUGCUGUCAAACCAGCAGGAGAAACCUACAUGCAUGAGGGAAUAAAACAGGCAACUGAACAAAUGAAAAAACAGCUUAAAAAGUCCUCUAGUAUCAUUGUGGCUUUGACUGAUGGAAAGCUUGAACCAUAUAUCCAUAAACUCACUAAGGAUGAGGCUGAUGAAGCAAGGAAAUUUGGUGCUCGUGUGUACUGUGUUGGCGUAAAGGACUUUGAUGAAGAACAGCUCGCAGAUGUGGCUGAUACCAAGGAGCAAGUGUUCCCAGUUAAAGGAGGCUUUCAAGCUCUCAAAGGCAUUGUUAACUCGAUCCUCAAGCAAUCCUGCACCGAGGUCCUAACAGUGGAGCCCUCCAGCGUCUGUGUGAACCAGUCCUUUGACAUUGUUUUGAGAGGGAAUGGGUUCACACUGGGUAGACAAACAGAAGGAGUGGUCUGCAGUUUCAUAGUGGAUGGAGCUAAUUACAAGGUGAAUCCAAGCAAGGUGAAGAAUGACUAUGUCCUGUGUCCUGCUCCAGUGCUGUAUUCAGUGGGACAACAAUUGGAGGUUCUGAUCAGUUUGAACAAUGGCACAUCAUAUAUCUCCAGUGCUUUCAUCAUCACUGCUUCCACUUGUUCGGACGGCACAGUGGUGGCCAUUGUGUUCUUGGUGCUCUUUCUCCUGUUGGCUUUGGUUCUGAUGUGGUGGUUCUGGCCUCUCUGCUGCACUAUCGUUAUUAAAGACCCACCCCCUCAAAGACCUCCUCCUCCACCUCCACCUAAGCCAGAGCCAGACCCAGUACCCAAGAAAAAGUGGCCAACUGUUGAUGCAUCUUAUUAUGGGGGAAGAGGAGCCGGUGGUAUCAGGCGCAUGGAGGUCCGUUGGGGAGAGAAAGGGUCCACAGAGGAGGGUGCACGGCUAGAGAAGGCCAAGAAUGCAGUGGUGUCAAUACAAGAGGAGACAGAAGAACCUAUGAUCAAAAAGCCACCCACAUCCUCACCCACAUACCAUCAAUCUGAUUCCAAGUGGUAUACUCCAAUUAUGGGUCGACUUCAGGCACUGUGGGCUCUUCUGCAUCGACAAUAUAACCGAGUUUCACUCAUGCGCCCAACUACCGCAGAUAAGGGACGCUGUAUAAAUUUCAAUCGGGUGCAGCAUCGACAGACGACAGCAUCCCGUUUCUGAAAUACUUUGACUUCCAAGUGAAUCAGAUGGAACAACAGAAAAAAGUGUAUUUUCCUUGCGAUGACAUAACUUAUCUUUGGUCACUUUAGAGUAUCUUGUUUCAGCUCUUACAAGUAUUGGCUUUCCAAAACGUAUAAUUCUGAUAUCUCUCAAGCAACUGAAUGACAAGCGGAUGACUAAAUAGAUAAAAAAAAAAAAAAAAUUUACAGCUGACCUGGCAACUUUAAUGUAUAGCAAAGGCUUUUUCAUAUUCUGACCAUAUUGUGCCUUCUGCGGAGGAAAAAACAAACUAAUCUUAUAGCACAGACGGAGGCUAUAAAAAAAAAUAAAAAAAAGAUAUCAGAAUGAGAUGAGGCUCUUUGCCGUUGGCUGAGAAAUAGAAGUAAUCCCAGUAGGCUCAUGGAGUGCAGAAGUACUUUGCCUCUUGGCAAUGUCUCUUCAAAAAAAUCUCUCCAAGCCCACUAUCCUCGGAUGCCUAGCGGGGCUUCUUUGACUGGAGAUCUUGUCAAUUUAACAAUGAGAAGUGCACACGCAUGACAAAUUGUAGUCAGAACGCCCUAAGGUAUUAGAUGCAGUAAGACUUUGCCCUUCAGUUUUGGGAAGACACCUUUCUAUCAAUGCGAGGACAGCACAGAGAAAUUAAUAGAGCAUUAUUUCACCACGAGACACCCGGUGUCCAGAGCUCUCCGGCAAGGUUUUGAGGGGCAGACUUACCUCUGGUGACUGGUGCUUUCUCCCCAUUUAUUUGUCAGUCUGCCAUACUAAUGCAUAUACCUUCACAAUCACGAACAUGCCCUUCAGUUAAAGGUUUUAAUUCAUUAAUACAGCUAUCCAACCACUGGAUGUCCAAAACCUAUUCGCACAAGUUUUCUAGGCAUAGGAAUAUCAAACUUUGAUUGAUCUUAAUUCAACUUUAGAGAUUUAUCCUUGGUAUGAAGUUUAACCAGUCUAGACAUUUUCUGUUACAUAUUGUUUUUUUUAGCACCAAGUUCCUCAGCUGUGCUAAUGUGACGCCCUCAUCAGAUGUAUUAGGAAGAUAGAUCAAACCGAAAGGGGCGAUUGAUGGAUGAGUAUUGUUAAUUUCCAGAAAUUAUCCACAAUGCACUCCCCCCUCCACUUGUUCACAGAAAAGUGAUCAAUGUAUAUUUAUUUUAGAUUUCUUUAAUGCCUCGUCAUGACUACAAUCGCGAGUGAUGUCAGUGUCAGUGGGAACACUGUGGGGGAGGAAGGGUGCGGCAGUAACGAUAACGUAUAAGUAACGAUCCAGUUACUUUCGAUACGCUAUUUCAGAUGCAAAAUGGAUAUUUGAGUCGAAAUCUGACAAAAGUGUGUCGGCUUUGACGGGAAGUGGUAUAGACAAUGACCAAUGGCUGGGUCAGUGGGAUGUCUCAGUGCAAGCAGGGAAGCUUAUCAAAUGACACUAAAAAUAAACAACCUUCAAGUUUGAGGGGGGAACAGAAUGGGGUGUAGUGGCUCACAUUCAGUGGGCAUGCAAGUUGCAAGAUGGCAGGACUGUUUUGGGGAAAAGCCCUUGUUUAAUUAUUUCUUUGUUUCUAUCGUAAAUGUGGGGACUUCAAUUAUUACUCGCCUCCACCCCCUCCCAAAAAAAAAAGAAAAAGAACAGAAUACAUACAUGGGAAUGUUGAAACAUUUGACAUCGUUCCCAGAGUGGCACUUACAAGUUAAGCGAAUGCACUUUUCAGCCCUGUUUUUAUGUAGAUUUUUUUAUUUCACAGAUCACAGGAUGUGCGUUAAGUAUUAGUAAAAAUGUAAUUAGGUUUUUACUUUAGUUGCAACAUGGCUUAAUAUCUUUACUAAAAAUCUAUUAUAAUAUAUCUUUACUAUAAUGUAACUAUAAAUAUAUUUAUCCACUUCAACAUCACCAGAGCACAUAUGUUUUGCUUUCUCUUUAUUAUUGUUUUUGCUUGUUUUAUCUACCUUUUAUUUUGCAUUUUACAUUGUUAUAUUUAUAUUUUCACUUAAUUUGUGGUACUUGUGUGUGUUUUAUAUAUUUUAUAUGGUACAUUAAUGUGUGUGGAAAGAAACUGAUCAUAAACUUUUCAUAUUUGUGUAUCAAAUUGGGUUUAUUCUAUGUAAUACUGAAUUAAGCGCACCAGCUAUAAAAAAAAAAUAAUAUUAGUAAUUUUUGUACAAAUUUUUUUUUCCUAAGCACCUGUUUUAACUUUAAAAUAGAAAAGAUCACAAAUAUUUGAUGUAGAAAUUGGAUAGAAAAACAAGGAUUUAUUUAAUUUUUAAGCAACUGAUGCACUAUUUCUUGUACAUAAAAAGGCAAAUAAAUUAUGUAUUUGUAAUGAUAAUUUGUUAAUUUAAUUAAAUCCCAUUAAUGUUUUUUUUUAUUUUUUUUUUUUAUUAUUAUUAUACUUGCAACCCUUGUGAUUAUAGUGCCUCAUGUCCCGCUGCCAAUGAAUGUAAUUUCCAAUUGAAUGUAAUUUCAGUAGUACUUUUUUUCCCCAAACAUACAAUAUACAGUUAUUAUUAUAUUAUUGUAUUUACUUUUUUGUUUUAUUUACAGUGUAAUAUGUAUUAUUUUUUUUUCUCAGAAAACAGUUGGUCUUCAGAUGCACUGGUUAAAAACUACUAUUAAAACAGUAAUAAUGCACAAGAAGCAAUUUAAAAAAAAAGCACAUAAAUAAAUACAUACAUACAUACAUACAUACAUAAAUAAUGAAAAGGAAUGACCAGUCACUUUAUUCUCACAGUAGGCAGUGUUCUCUUCACUACACACUGGCACUGGCCAGUGACUGCUGCAUUUUACACUGAUUUUACAAAAUUGACAUUUGACUUGUUGAUUUGUUUAUCACCCACAAGAUUCUGCUUAGAAAUAGUUUGAUCUGUUAAGAAAAGCUAGACACACUCACACCUCCUUAAACAAGUAGACUAUGUUCACUGUGUUAGUCACACGGUGUUGUUAUUUUUUCCUGCAGUUGUUGUCUUACACAUACUGAUCAUACACAUCAAAGCAUUUAGUACAUCACAGUGUGAUCUCACAUGGCAGAUUUCAGAAGAAUCUCAUUCAGUCUCAUCUUGACAUUUUAUGCCUUUGUUCAGCCAUUAUUGAAGUUUCAGACAUUUUUGUAUCUUUUGUAUUUGCAUUUCACAUCUAUUUGUAUAAAAUAAACAGCACUUUUUUAAAAUGAA